Messenger RNA from Lutra lutra (Eurasian river otter), 1052 nucleotides. It is a transcript of the gene ARL14EPL, whose product is annotated as ADP ribosylation factor like GTPase 14 effector protein like. Lineage: Eukaryota; Metazoa; Chordata; Mammalia; Carnivora; Mustelidae. The transcript is spliced from 4 exons. The record is from RefSeq and is a predicted model, not a curated record. The coding region runs from base 69 to 527 and encodes 152 amino acids.
GUGGAUGGUCCCUGUGUUGCCUGUUUCAGCAAGGUCUUCGAUGCCAAGAACUGUAAAAGUGAACAGAAAUGAAUGAACAAUCAGACAAAAGCAGUUCCACUCACGAGGGACACACAGGUCAAAUUUCUCCUGAGAAAAACUGUCAGAUUGGACAAAAGCAACUGCAACAGAUAGAGCGGCAGUUAAAAUGCUUGGCGUUUCAAAACCCCGGACCACAGGUAGCUGACUUUAAUCCUGAAACAAGACAGCAGAAAAAGAAAGCUCGGAUGUCAAAGAUGAAUGAGUAUUUUUCUGUAAAAUACAAAGUUAGGAAGAAGUAUGACAAGAGUGGCAGGCUAAUCUGUAAUGACGCUGAUCUGUGUGACUGCCUGGAGAAGAACUGUCUGGGGUGCUUCUACCCUUGCCCCAAGUGCAACUCCAACAAGUGCGGGCCCGAGUGCCGUUGCAACCGACGCUGGGUCUACGAUGCCAUUGUCACCGAAUCCGGGGAGGUCGUCAGCUCGCUGCCCUAUCCGGUCCCUGACUAGGAGCUGUUGCAUGUGGGCUGGUUUGGUUCUCCUUCCUGACAGCCAAGCCAUCCUCUUUCUCCUGGGGGGUUAGAUUUUAGGGUGUAGGGAAGAUCCUGGGAAAGCAUACUGAAGACUUAUGUUCUCUGAAGCUGUUAGAACAAUGUAGCAGGGGCAGUCACUCUGUCCCGUCUCCUGUGUCAUCCUGCACGCCUUCACCUUGUACCCAGAGAAUGACAGUACGUGAUCUCAGCAUCGCCUCCCUGGGACACCCCCAUCUCUGCUUUCGGUGAACAAUCUCUUGCAUCUUUUACUACCUGAGACCAGGUGGUUUUAUGAUUUUCAGAAUUCUGCAGCUGGGAGCUUUUCUUACGUAGGACACAAAAUCCUGAACUUAUCAGACCCGCUGACCCUUACCCCAGUUCCAAGUUGGAAGUGCUCUCUGAAUGAAAAAUAGUCCCAUACCUCGUGAUUUUGUACCGUAUGUGCAUAUCUUAUUUUCUUAUUACUGUUUUGAUAAUAUUCAUAGUAAAUUUGGUCACACUU